CCCGCCCCAAAAACGCUCGGGGACCGUAUAGUUUUUGGGCGGUAGUAAGGGAUGAUGAUGCAUAGGCCGCGUGAGGGGGCGUCCUAGCUGGAAUUGAGUUCGGAAGUCGUCGAGAUUAGGUUUGUUGACCUCUCCGGUUGGAGAAAGAUGGAAAGAGUGGUUUGAUUUUGGUUUUCACUCUUAGCCAGCUGUGUCCAAAGGAUUUUUGUUUCCCUUCCGCACAGCCGGGUCGCGAAUUUUCUGUUCUUAGGAGCGAAAGAAAAGAAAGAAACCCAAGCGGAGCGUGUGAAGACCCGAGGAGGACAAAGGGCGAGGACAGCGCCGAUACAGCGGGAGGACGCGCGGAAGAGCCGGAGGGACUCACCGGUCUGAGAAGAGGUGCUCCGGGUCUCGGCGGGCGGCCAGGAGCGCGUGCGGGCGCCUGGGCGGACGAGCGGCGACAGGCGCGGGCGUCGCCGCGGAAGGAGAAGACAGAACGGAAGCGUGCCCCCGAAAAAGGGGGAAGGGGGGUAGAAGGGGCGAACAAAAAAAAAAAGGAGAGAGAGAGUAAAAGAAGCCCCGGGACAAAUCAACAUCAUCCCCGAAAAUCUCGCGGCAUUAUCCUGCCUCUCGUGGGGCUCAAUCUCCACAGGAUUUUCCGAGGUCCGCUCUUCCCUCUAAUAACCUGGGGAGAGGGGGAGAGGUGUCUCUUAGUUUAAAGGCUUCCGUCGGCAACCCUCCCCCCUCCCCUCCACCAGGCAACCACCAGGGGGGGCAGGGGCACUAACUCUGGGAUUACACCCCUGCUGACCGCGCCAGGCAAGUUUCAAGAUUUACCAACAGCGGGAAGUGAAAGUGUUAACCCUAAAUACCUUCCAGAAGUAGGAGGAGGUUGAGGGGACACCACGUGCUCCCUCGCAGGCGGGAAUUCUUCAGUGAAAAAGCUAGUUUGCGGAGUUGGUUGGAGAGGGGGGAGGAGGUUGUGUCCCCCACUCGCGAUCCAGCUUAUUGGGCGCCGCCCCCCCCCCCCUAUCGGGCGGAGGGGCACUCCCCUCUCCGCGCGCCGGGCUGCGCCGGACUCUCCUACCAUAACUGCGUGGCGCCGGCGAGCGAGGCUUACAGUGCGCCCGCAAGCCACGGCUAACCACCUCAAAUCCCUUUUUAAGCUCCCCGAACACGCGGGGGUCCCGAAGAUACUUUCCACCUCUCUCUCUCUCUCUCUCUCUCUCUCGUUACCUUCCUCUCGCUCUCUUUCCGUCGCCGACGUCAUUGACUCCGGGGGUCGACCGUCGCCGAACUCCUUUUUUUUUUUCCUUCUUCAAUUCAUCAACAACAUCAUCAUCGUACUUGGAUAUUUUUUUUCCUUCGCGUGUGCGCGCUGUCGUCCAAAGAGGUGGGGCUUUUUGGUUCCCGGCGCGGUAGUGCGAUCGGAAUCGGGUCGAAGGUCGAAGGAGUGUUGUCGUCGUCGUUGUUGUUGUUGUUGUAAUUGCCGGAGGGACCGGGCGUGAUGAGGGCGAGCGUGGCCGGGUGAAGCAGGACAGAGACGCUCCCCAGGAAGACGCCUGAUACGCCCGCGGCGAUGAUGGAGCGCAUGGAGCAUCUGUCGGACCCGGGGCUGUGCCUGCAGGACCUGGUGUCUGGCGGCGGCGGCGGCGCCUCCUCGUCCUCCGGAGACCACGCGCCGCAGCACCACGACGUGCCCUCCGCCGCCUCCUCGUCGGCCGUGGGGCUGAUGGGGCUCAACAACCACCACCACCACCACCACCACCACCACCUGGGCGCCGUGCACGACGGCAUGGGCGUGCACCACCACGUGCCGUGCCCGCCGGCGGUGCUGCACCACGACUCGCUCGACAAGCUCAAGCGCGAGGAGGGCGCCGCCGCCGCGUACGAUCACAGUAGCCUGCUGGAGGCGGCGGACAUGGGAGCCGGCGCCGGCGACAGAGUGUGGGCGGAGACGGGUGACUUCCGCGACAACUCGCACGCGCACACCAUGACCAUGGACCACUCGCAGCUCACCUUCACGGCCAGGAGCAGGACGAGGGACAGGAAGGGAGGGCGCGGUCUGUCCGGGGACGCGACCGCGGGCGCCGUGAAGACCGAGUCUCCGGCGGAGGCGGCGGAGGCGGGAGGCGGCGGCGGCGGCGGCGGCGAGGACUCCAAGAACGACAAGAAGAACAAGCGGCAGCGGCGCCAGCGCACGCACUUCACGUCGCAGCAGCUGCAGGAGCUGGAGGCCACGUUCGCGCGCAACCGCUACCCGGACAUGAGCACGCGCGAGGAGAUCGCCAUGUGGACCAACCUGACGGAGGCGCGCGUCAGGGUGUGGUUCAAGAACCGGCGCGCCAAGUGGCGCAAGCGAGAGAGGAACGCCAUGAACGCGGCCGCCGCCGCCGCCGCAGACUUCAAGAACGGCUUCGGCACGCAGUUCAACGGCCUGAUGCAGCCGUUUACGGACACCGACUCGCUGUACUCGUCCUACUCGUCGUACAACAACUGGGCGUCCAAGGUGCCGAGCCCGCUGGGCGCCAAGAGCUUCCCCUGGUCGGUGAACCCGCUGGGCUCCGUGGUGCCAGCCAACCACCACCAGAGCCCCGUCAACUGCUUCAACGCCGCCGCCACCUCGGUGGCCGCCUCCACGUCCAUGCUGCCCGGCUCCAUGGGCGCCGUGUCGGCGGCGGGCGGCGGCGUCUCGGCGCCGGCCUGCCCCUACGCGCCGCCCGCCGCGCCCUACGGCAUGUACCACCACCGCGCCGCCGCCGAGCCGUGCUCCGCCAUGUCGUCCAGCAUCGCCAGCCUGCGGCUCAAGGCCAAGCAGCACUCGUCGGGCUUCGUGAGCACCUACUCGCCCGUCAGCCCGGCGCGCUCGGGCUCCGGCGCGCUAUCCGCCUGCCAGUAUGCGUCGGCCGCCGACCGCACGAGCGUCUGA
This is a messenger RNA of Bacillus rossius redtenbacheri, 2908 nucleotides long. It is a transcript of the gene Ptx1, whose product is annotated as pituitary homeobox homolog Ptx1. The transcript has 5 exons. Gene Ontology annotation, molecular function: DNA-binding transcription factor activity, RNA polymerase II-specific; RNA polymerase II cis-regulatory region sequence-specific DNA binding. Gene Ontology annotation, cellular component: nucleus. The coding region runs from base 1559 to 2908 and encodes 449 amino acids. Gene Ontology annotation, biological process: anatomical structure morphogenesis; regulation of transcription by RNA polymerase II. The record is from RefSeq and is a predicted model, not a curated record. Lineage: Eukaryota; Metazoa; Arthropoda; Insecta; Phasmatodea; Bacillidae.